AUGGUCAACCCUAACGAGGACACUGAAUUCAACGACGCGCUGCGUGCGCAGGGCAUCCUGCCCCCGAAGCCCCCUUCGCGCUCUCCAUCUCCCGACAUUCCGCACAUUACGCGGGCGGACGCGACGCGCGCGCUCGCCGAGGUCGCGGACGCCGACCAGUUGGGUGACCUACUCGAGGGAGAUGGCCUUGACUCGGACGAUGAGCGCAUGUUCGAGGACUACCGCCGCAAGCGGCUGGCGGAAAUGCAGCAGGCGGAGAAGAAGGGCAGGUUCGGGAGCAUGGAGCCGCUUGCGCGCGAGGACUUUGUGCGCGAGGUCACGGAGGGGAGCAAGGCCGUGCCGCCUGGCGAGGAGGUAGACGAGGACUCGGACGACGAGGCGCCGAAGAAGAGCCGUGGGACAGGUGUUGUGGUCUUCCUCUUCCAGGACUCAAUACCGCUGUCCCAGCACUUUCGACCACUGCUGAACCAGUUGGCGGCCGCGCACCCCGAGACCAAGUUCCUCGCCAUUCCCGCUCAGCUGUGUAUUCCCAACUACCCCGACAAGAAUGUCCCCACACUCCUGAUUUAUCGCGGUGGAGAGAUGAUGGGGCAGGUCGUGGCUGGCGCCGGCCUGAAGGGCAUGAAGACGACGGCUAGGGAUCUCGAGGCGCUUCUCAUCCGUUACACGGCGCUGAAGGGCCCAUCGAAGGCGCUGCGCGGCGGCGGCAACCGUGAGGAGGACAGCGAUGAUGAUCUCGAGGACGAUGUUGGUGCCGUCAAUACCCGCGGAGGGGGUAUCCGGAGCGGCGGCGUCGGCGUGGGUACGAGGCGGGACGCGAGCGACGACGACGACAGCGACUUUGACAUGUAG
Molecule: messenger RNA, 852 nt
Organism: Cutaneotrichosporon oleaginosum
Lineage: Eukaryota; Fungi; Basidiomycota; Tremellomycetes; Trichosporonales; Trichosporonaceae
Biological process (GO): protein folding
Cellular component (GO): cytoplasm
Source: RefSeq, a predicted model, not a curated record